CAUCGAUGGAAAUGCAUCAAAAUUGAAUAAAAGUGUUGUGAAAAAGUGUCAAAAAUGUUUAAAAGUUUAUUGAAAGCAACGGCCUUUGUGCUAUGUGUGUACCGUAUUAAUUGUUCAAUAGACGGAUCUAUAUCUAAUGAAAUUCAAGCAGAAAAAACUAACACUAGCGAAAGAUCUGGAAGAUCUUUGAAUAAAGAAUGUAAUAAUAACCUUAACGCAAAAUGUAUAAAAAUACACGUACUAUCGUUCUUGGAAGAUUUAAGUUCAAAAGAUGAGUUAACACUUCUACCCGGAUUGAGUAUUGUUAAGGAAAACUACACAUCGAAUACUAGCCCUGAGGAAAUGGCUGCGGAAUUAUCUCGCCAAUUCCCUGGGAAACUGGAAGAGAAAUUAAAUAGGUUUCUUAUUUACCGCUUACAAGAUUAUUUGGAUGGUCACUCUUUGAGAUAUAAGUUAUUGGAUCCGAAGACAUCGCAAGAGGCCUUAGAUAUGGCUAAUGGUGAUGGAGAGUCAGUGGGGAGGAAAGGAGGUGGUGGUGGUUUAGGAGGUGGCGGCAAAGGAGGUGGCGGUGGCGCUUUACUUGCUGCUGCGUUGAUGAUGAAAGGUGCAUUAGGUGCAGCGGCAUUAGGUGCGCUAGCGUUACUAGCUGGGAAGGCUCUCAUGACGGCGUUAAUGUCACUCCUUUUAUCAGCAUUAGUAGGAUUGAAAGGUGGUGGUGGUCAUAAAUCUACUACAUAUGAGAUUAUCACCAAACCUGAGGUGUCUCAUCACCAUUCACACAGCCAUGAAGAACACCAUGAACAUGAACAUGGCCAUCAUGGUGGUUAUAGACGAGCUUAUGAUGCUGAUUACAAUAGUUAUAUGCCUUAUGACAAUAUUAGUUAA
This is a messenger RNA of Papilio xuthus (Asian swallowtail), 885 nucleotides long. RefSeq lists its product as uncharacterized. The record is from RefSeq and is a predicted model, not a curated record. Gene Ontology annotation, cellular component: membrane. Bases 55 to 885 code for a protein of 276 amino acids. The transcript has 2 exons. Lineage: Eukaryota; Metazoa; Arthropoda; Insecta; Lepidoptera; Papilionidae.